CUCUGUCAGAUACCGUGCUUAUGUGGAAGUGCCCCAUGCCUGCUCUGCCGAUGCUGCCCCAGUGGAAACAACUCCACUAUAACUCGACUGAUUUAUGCAUUCUUUUUACUUCUUGGAGUGUGUGUUGCCUGCGUGAUGUUAAUACCAGGCAUGGAAGAGCAGCUGAAGAAGAUUCCUGGAUUUUGUGAUGGAGGGAUGGGAACAACUAUUCCUGGUGUGCACGGUCACGUGAAUUGCGACGUACUCGUUGGUUACAAAGCCGUGUACCGCGUGUGCUUUGGCAUGGCCAUGUUCUUCCUUCUCUUCUCCUUGUUGAUGAUCAAAGUGAAGAGCAGCAAUGACCCGAGAGCAGCGGUGCACAACGGAUUCUGGUUCUUUAAAUUUGCAACAGCCCUUGCAAUUAGCGUUGGAGCUUUCUUCAUACCGGAGGGACCAUUUACAACUGUGUGGUUUUACGUAGGUAUGGCUGGAGCCUUCUGCUUCAUUCUUAUUCAGCUGGUCUUGCUUAUUGACUUUGCCCAUUCCUGGAAUGAAUCUUGGGUUGAGAAAAUGGAGGAAGGAAACUCAAGGUGCUGGUACGCAGCUCUGCUGUCAGCUACAGCUGUCAAUUACCUGCUGUCUCUGGUAGCUAUUGUCUUGUUUUAUGUUUAUUACACUCACCCAGAAGGUUGUUCUGAAAACAAGACAUUCAUCAGUGUUAAUAUGCUGCUGUGUAUUGGUGCUUCUGUAAUGUCAAUUCUGCCGAAGAUACAGGAAUCUCAGCCAAGGUCUGGUUUGCUGCAGUCUUCUGUGAUCACAAUUUAUACCAUGUAUUUGACUUGGUCAGCUAUGACCAAUGAACCAGAUCGACGCUGUAACCCAAGCUUGCUGAGCAUCAUUGGUUACAACAGCACCACCAUUCCCAGCCAAGGUCAGGUAGUUCAGUGGUGGGAUGCCCAAGGAAUUGUAGGACUGGUUUUGUUUUUGCUGUGUGUUCUCUAUUCAAGCAUCCGAACAUCCAACAACAGCCAAGUGAACAAACUGAUGCUGACCAGUGAUGAAUCGACGCUGAUAGAGGAUGGAAUGCCCAGGAGCGAUGGCUCCCUUGACGAUGGAGAUGACAUUCACCGAGCCGUAGAUAAUGAGAGGGAUGGGGUUACUUACAGUUACUCCUUCUUUCAUUUCAUGCUUUUCCUGGCAUCGCUGUAUAUCAUGAUGACACUUACCAACUGGUACAGUCCGGAUUCUUCUUACGAGACAAUGACCAGCAAGUGGCCGUCUGUCUGGGUGAAGAUAUCUUCUAGCUGGAUUGGCAUCGUGCUGUACGUGUGGACUCUGGUGGCUCCGCUGGUUCUUACAAACCGUGACUUUGACUAAGCUGUGCUGCUCUCCAGGGAGAUUGUGCUGGCUUCACCGUGGCUUUGAAACACGCAGCGUCUCAUGUAGUAGUAUGGUUGUAAAUAGUGUGU
This is a messenger RNA of Apaloderma vittatum (bar-tailed trogon), 1448 nucleotides long. RefSeq names its product serine incorporator 1 (gene SERINC1). The record is from RefSeq and is a predicted model, not a curated record. Gene Ontology annotation, cellular component: membrane. NCBI's taxonomy places the organism in Eukaryota, Metazoa, Chordata, Aves, Trogoniformes, Trogonidae. Bases 136 to 1356 code for a protein of 406 amino acids. The transcript is spliced from 9 exons.